This is a messenger RNA of Erinaceus europaeus (western European hedgehog), 551 nucleotides long. Its product is annotated as large ribosomal subunit protein uL23-like. Gene Ontology annotation, biological process: translation; ribosomal large subunit assembly. Gene Ontology annotation, molecular function: structural constituent of ribosome; rRNA binding. The transcript has a single exon. Bases 19 to 489 code for a protein of 156 amino acids. Gene Ontology annotation, cellular component: cytosolic large ribosomal subunit; ribosome. The record is from RefSeq and is a predicted model, not a curated record. NCBI's taxonomy places the organism in Eukaryota, Metazoa, Chordata, Mammalia, Eulipotyphla, Erinaceidae.
ACAAGCCUUUCUACGAAGAUGGCGCCGAAAGCAAAGAAGGAAGCCCCUACCCCUCCCAAAGCUGAAGCCAAAGCCAAAGCUUUGAAGGCCAAGAAAGCAGUGCUGAAAGGCGUCCACAGUCAUAAGAAAAAGAAGAUCCGCACGUCACCUACCUUCCUUCUGCCCAAGACACUGCGGCUCCGAAGACAGCCCAAGUAUCCUCGCAAGAGCGCCCCCAGGAGAAACAAGCUUGACCACUAUGCCAUCAUCAAGUUCCCCCUGACCACGGAGUCGGCCAUGAAGAAGAUAGAAGACAAUAACACACUUGUUUUCAUUGUGGAUGUCAAGGCCAAUAAGCACCAGAUAAAACAGGCUGUAAAGAAACUCUAUGACAUUGAUGUGACUAAGGUCAACACCCUGAUCAGACCUGAUGGAGAGAAGAAGGCAUAUGUUCGAUUGGCUCCUGACUACGAUGCCUUGGAUGUUGCCAACAAAAUUGGGAUCAUCUAGACUGAGUCCAGCUGCCUAAUUCUAAAUAUAACUUCUCACUGUAAAAAAAAAAAAAAAAUCAU